AUGAGCUGGAGCGAGGCGGACUGGCACUGGGACCCUAUAGCCAUGACGGCCACAGCGCGGCAGCCGGCUGCCACCGCCUCCCCUGCCACCGGGCUGCCUCAUCGCCCACCGCAUCCAGCUGGGUGUUCCGCGGCGGGAAGCCUGCAAGUGGAGUUCCUGGCUUCGCUGGCUUGCGUGGGGGAUGGCGCAUCCAAGGCGGACGCAGCAGAUGGGAUGAAACCUGCCCUGCCCCCGGCAGGCACGCCCGGCAGCAGCAGUGGUGGCACGGUGGCGGUCGAGGGCGCGGGCGGCGCCGCCACCGCUGCCGGCCCUGCUCGCGCAACCCCAGCCCGCGGACGCAGUGACGCGAAGCAGAAGAAGGGCGCGGCUGGCGGCGGCGGCAACCUAGCAUGCCAGGCCGACGGCUGCGAGGCCGACCUCAGAGCACACACCUACUACCACCAGCGCAACAAGAUCUGCACGGUUCACAUCAAAGCCGACAUGUUCCUGCGCAACGGCGAGCAGCUGCGGUUCUGCCAGCGCUGCGGCCAUGCCCACGCCCUGGCAGAGUUCGACCCCGGCAAGCACAGCUGCCGCAAGCAGCUUGAGAAGCACAAUGCGCGGCGGCGCAAGCGGCAGCAGGACCAAGCGGCGGCCGCAGCAGGAUUGCAUGGCGCCACCGCCGGCGGCGGCGAAGCCGGCGGCACUGUGCGCAGAGGGCGGCGGCAGCAGGCACCCAAGCGCAGCCGCCUGCGGCAGGACAGCUCACCUGAGGCGGAGGCCACAGCCGGGUCUGCAGACGUUGCUCCUUCUGCCGAUGCAGUGGAGGCGUUUGCGGCAGCGUGGCGCAGCAGCGCCAGUUGGCCCUCGGGAGGGGUGCAGGAUGAGAGCGGCAGCGCAGACGAGGCCGGUCCCGCCAGCACAUCUCCCCGCAGCGCCAGCCUGCAGCAGCAGCUCCAGCAGCAGCAGCAGCAGCAGCGGGAGCAAGGGCAGCAGGCAGAGGCGAGUGCGGACCAGCUGCAUGCAGGACCGCUGCCCACCCACAGCGGCCCAGACACAUCUGCCUCCGCCUCUGCCGUGGCCACCACCCUGGCGCCCGCCGGCCCGCUUGGCGACAUGGCAGGUGCCGCGGCAGCAGCUGGAGGCGCGGCGCGGCCGGCCUCGCCGCCGCUGCCGCUGCUGGAUUUCGACAUUGACCUGAGGCCCACGCCGUACGAGGAGCUCUUCCAGCAGCAGAAGCCCAUGCACCCAGCCGAGGCGGGGCUGGCCGACGACCUGGCCGCCUGGCUGAACCGAAACUUGGAGGAGGACGAGCAGCAGCAGCAGCAGCAGCAGCAGCAGCAGCAGCAGCAUGCAUGGCAGCACGCCCCCGGCGCGGCCCCGGCCGCGCUGCCCAGGCCGGCGGCAGGUGCCGGCCCAGCCUGGGGCAUGGCGGCGCACCAGGAGGGGCAGCCCGCCAGCCUGCAGCUUGCGCGGGGCAUCAUGGGGCAGCAGGUGAUGGCGCCGCUGGAUGGCCUGCUGCCCGGCUACCAGCAGCCGCUGCUGCACCCUCACCGCCACCACCACCACCACCAGCUGUAUGGCGGCACAGCCUCCUCCCCCGCUGUCUCACCCAUGCCAGCGCCUGUGCUGGGUGCCGCGCUGCCGCUGGGAGCUGCAGCGGCAGGCGGAUCGCCGCCACCACAUGCGCCACCGCUCACAUCCCCCACGCUGGCCACAGUCAGCGUCAAGCUGUUUGGCUGCACCCCUGCCGAGCUUCCUAUGGGACUUAGAGAGCACCUCAAGGGCUGGUUUGACGGCGCUGUGCACAGCCUGGAUGGCUACCUGCGGCCCGGCUGCGUGCACCUGACGGCACAAGCCAUGCUGGGAGGAUAUGCAGAGGAGCGGCUGGGGCGGCACGAGACCCCGCCUGCAGAGGCGGCACCAGGCGGGGUCCGGGCAGAGCAGCAGGAGGAGCACAAGAGCUGCUGCCACAGGCCCACGCCUGCCGGUGUGGCGGCGCCGAACCCCGCUGGCGCCUGCUGCGGACGCAAGCGUGCCGCCGAGUCGCCAGCCGAGCCGGCGGGGGCGGUCGGCGUGGCCAGCGCCGUGCGCCGCGUCGUGGAUCGCAUGCUUCGGUCGGGCGAGGCGCUGUGGCGCACCAGGACCAUGCUGGUGCAGGCGGGGUCUCAUGUAGCGCUGGUGCACCAGGGCCGCCUGCGCCAGACCUGGGACAUUGAGAGCGCCUCGGCCCGAGCCGUGCCUGCCAUCCUGGAGGCCUUGCCCCCUCUGCUGCUGGCCAGCCAGCCAGCCGCGCUGCGCGUCAGAGGCAUCAACAUGCUGCAGAACGACUGCCGCCUGCUGCUGCGGCUGCAGGGACGCUACGUGCAGCCCGCCGCCGCCAUGUGCACCGACUGCGCCUGCUCCGCGCCGGUGCACCCCGGCAGCAGCGUGGGCAUGGCCGGGCAGGUGGCGGCGGUGACGGCGGCCGCCUCCUUUGAGCAGCGGUGCUGCGGCUGCUGCGUGAACAAGCUGCAGCUGGCGGGGCUGCUGCCGCAGGCUGCGACGGCAACGCCUGCAGCCGUACCGCCGGCCGCCGGCCUGGCUGUUGCGGAGCCUCCCCCCGGCUGCUGCCAUUCUGCCAGCCCGACCGCCGAAGCGGCAGCAGCGGGACCCCCACUUGAUUCGGCAACAGCGGCGGCGGCAGCGCCUGCACCUGCGCCCGGAGGCUGCUGCGGCUGCAAGGAGGAGCAGGAGCCGGCCUGCCAGCCCCCCUCCCGCCUGCAACAGCAGCUCGGCGCCCGCGUGCUGGUGGUCUCCUCCCCCGCCGUCCACCGCGAGCUGCUGCAGCUGGUGGAGCGGCACGGGCCCGGGGCGCUGGCCCCGCACCUGCUGGACCAGGCGCGCGCCUCUGCUGCCCGGCGCCGCCAUCUGGGCGUGGUGCACGAGUGGGUGGGUCGGCCCGAGAAGAUGCAGUACCAGCUGGUGGAGGCCACCGCCGCCAGGCUGCUGUACUGGGCCGUGGGCAGCGGCCUGCCAGCCACCGCCGACCUGCUGCUGUCUGUGCUGCAAGCCCAGGGCGGAAGCAGCAGCGCAGCCGCCGCCGCGGUGCUGCAGCGGGCUCUGCGCCACGAGGCGGCAGGCGGCGCGGCGGCCGCCGCGCUGGCCACCAUGGACGGCCUCUCUCAGCUGCACCUCUCCAUGCAGGCCACCAGCGCCGCCGCCAUGCAGCGCGCCGCAGAGCUGGCCUGCCACGACGGCCUCUCGCUGCUGCACCGAGCAGUGGAGUCGCGGUGCGGCGCCACGCUGCGCGCUGUGCUGGGGUGGGGCGAGGACGCGGGCGCCCCCUGGCGCUGCGACCUGGCAGGCCCCAUGGCCAUCACGCCGCUGCACCUGGCGGCGCUGCUGCCAGACCCCGCGGCGGCACGCCACGCGGUGCUGCUGCUGCUGAGCCGCUGCGCCCCGGGGGCCCGGGCCUGGCAGUGCUGCUGCACCGUGGAUGGCCAGACCCCGGCAGACUUUUACAGAGCCGCUGGCGCGGCACGCAGCAGCGGCGGCAGCAGCGGUGCCGCCGAGGCGACAGCGACGCUGGAAAUGGAGGUUGCUGCACUGCUCCACCUGCAGCAGGCAAAGGCGCAGCGCGAGCACGUGCCAGGCGUGCCGCUGGCCGCGGCGGCGGUUCCCGAGCCGUCGCCAGCACCAUGGCUCAAGGUGCAGGCCGCAGUGGCCGAGGCACUUUCUCUAGCUCCUGCACAGCAGCAGGCGCAGCCGCCAGCCGCUGCUCCUGGGCCGGCAAGCGUGCGGCCAGCUGCGGCAGCAGAUCCUUCGGGGCCAGAGAUGCAGCCCAGCACGCCUCGCAAGAACCCCGGCUGCCUGUGCGCCCCUGGCUGCCCAUGUGCGCUGUUGGACAGGUGCGCCUGCUGCUCCAGCGACAGCGACGAAGAGGGGGGCCCUCAGGAGGACGGCAGGCAUCACCAGGGCACCUGCGGCGCCGGCAGCGGCAAGUGCUGCUGCUGCAGCACCGACGCCAGCUGCCACGUGGUUGGCUGCGCCGGCUGCGCAGGCGCGGGGCACCAUGGCAGCGGGGCGCCCAUGCCGGGCAGCAACGCAGGCGGUGGCGGCGGGCUGCGCCGCGGCGUGGCUGCAUCGCCGUCGAAGGCAAAGGCCUGCGGCGAUGCGCCUCGCAGCAGCACCGCUGCCGCCGCUGCUCCAGCGCCGACCCCUCAGCGGCGGCCUGUCAGGCGGCAGCGAAUGCAGUGCGUGCUGCUGCUGCACGGCACCUGGCUGUCUGCCCUGAUGCUGCUGACACUGGCAAGCAUCCAUGGCCGCCAGCACCGGGGCCAACUGCUGGCGGAGAGCCUGCUGGAUGCCGUCAGCGAGGGCGGUGCCCGGGCGGCGGCAGGGGCGGCAGGGGCGCAUCGUGCCUUCACGGCAGCACACGCGUGCGGCGAGGCGCUGCAGCUUCCCCAGGUCGCGCUGCUUUUUCUUGUCAAGGGCCCGAUGCACCAUGAGGUGCUGUGGCGCCUCUGGUUUGAGUCGGCAGCAGGCCUCCUGCCCACAGACGCACUGGCCGCAGCCCUGUGCAGCAGCAAUAGCAGCAGCGGCGGCAAUGCCGCCAGCAGCAGCAGCAGCCAGCCAUCGGCAGGCGAGCGGCAGCGGCGGGUGCUGCAAGCUUGCAGCAGCAGAAGCGGCGCAGACGGCGGCGUGGAGCCUGUGGAUGGCGGCGUGCUGUCAGAUUCGGAAGGUGUGACUGCACCGCAGCCGGGCCUGGCAGAGGAACACGAAGGCCAGCCGCUGGAAGAGCCAGCCGCCAGCCCCAGUCAUUCCAGCCGGCUGCUGCAGCAGGCUCACAGCAAGCAUAGCGCCACCAGCAAUAGAGCCGGCACUGUGAAUGCCGGAUUUGUGGCUCCAAAGGGCAGGGCCAUGCCACCUGCCAGCGGUGUGCUGGGCGAGCAGAUUUUGUUUGAUGUGUAUGUGCACCCCCACCCCAGCUUCAAAGGCUACCCUGCCAACAGCUUGUUCCAUGGCAGGGAGCUGCCUCGCAUUGAGCGGGUGGCCACCGAGUGGGGGCAGCACAGCCUUGUGGAUGCAGCACGGGCGCUGCUGAAGGCGGCGCACCGCAACCCUCGCAACGUCAAGUUUGUGCUGAUGAGCGAAUCAGACCUCCCGCUGUAUUCGCCGCAUGUGCUGUACACGCAGCUGCUGGGCGAGCCGCUUUCACGCCUGAAUGCGUGCAACACCACCGACGGGUGGCGCCUGUUUGACCACCGCUGGGUCCCACGCAUGGAGACAAAAGUGCUCAAGCCCCACCACUGGCGCAAGAGCUGGCAGUGGUUUGCGCUGGGGCGACGGCACGUGGACCUGGUGCUGUCAGACACUGCGGUGGAUGCCUCCUUCCGGGCCCACUGCCGCACCAUGUUUGAGCAGGACCGGGGGGCGGAGCGGGAGUGCUAUAGCGACGAGCACUACAUCCCCACCCUGCUGGCGGUGCACGGCCGGGACGAGGAGACGGACUGCCAGGGCUGGCUCAUGGAUACAGACUGGUCCCGAGUCAGCAACAUCUCGCCGCACCCGUGGGAGUACAUGCCAGACGAGCUGACAGACAAGCUGCUGCACCAGCUGCGGCGGCCGGGGCAGCCACGCUGCGGCCACGCAGCGCGAGUCGCGGUCACCGCUCGCGGCGCAUUUGUCGAGGCAGCAGACCUGGCGGGCGUGUCCACUGCGGCUGCCGGCUCUGUGCAGGCGGACGCCGCGCUGACGGGCAUGUGCCGGCAGCUGGAGCAGCUGGCGGUGCGGCACCGCCAGGAGCAUCAGCCGCUGGGCCCGCAUUGCCGCCUGCUGGCCCGCAAGUUCCUGAACACCACCGUGGCAGCGGCGCUGGCGGCAGCGGCGCCCUGCGAAAGCAUGGCGCUCGUCCUCAACAACGGCACCUGCCCUGGCGAGACGCCGAUGCAGGCGGCCCUGCGUCGGGCGUGGCGCCGGGCUGCGCCGUACGCGCUGCUGCUGCUGGGCACCCUGCUGCUGCCGGUGCUGGCGGCGCUCUGCCUGGGGGCCGUGGUUGUGCCCGCCGCCGUGGCCGUCAAUGGCAGUCGGCGCGGCACCCGCACUGAUGCCGCAUGCUUGAGAAUUCAUUAA
Messenger RNA from Chlorella variabilis, 6093 nucleotides. RefSeq lists its product as hypothetical. Bases 1 to 6093 code for a protein of 2030 amino acids. Lineage: Eukaryota; Viridiplantae; Chlorophyta; Trebouxiophyceae; Chlorellales; Chlorellaceae. The record is from RefSeq and is a predicted model, not a curated record. Gene Ontology annotation, cellular component: nucleus; membrane. The transcript is spliced from 18 exons. Gene Ontology annotation, molecular function: DNA binding; glycosyltransferase activity.